Molecule: messenger RNA, 2752 nt
Organism: Felis catus (domestic cat)
Lineage: Eukaryota; Metazoa; Chordata; Mammalia; Carnivora; Felidae
Gene: FCRL2
Product: Fc receptor like 2
Exons: 12
Coding region: 787-2325 (512 amino acids)
Biological process (GO): cell surface receptor signaling pathway
Molecular function (GO): transmembrane signaling receptor activity
Source: RefSeq, a predicted model, not a curated record
GUCCACGUGCCUGUCCAGCCUGCCCGAGGGGACUGUUACACACAACACCUGUGGGGACCACAUCUGAUGAGAAUGGGAGUGACAACCGGCUUUGGGGAUGCGUGCCCUGGAGGGUGCGGCUGCAUCGGGAGCAGUAUGGAUUAGAAAUACGGAAGAAGACAACGUUUUCAAUGAUACCAGGACAAGAGGUUUGAAUCUUAGCAACAUCCUGUUCCAGAAGGCUGAAAAAAUCUUCGCCCGAGAACCCUGCGUGGCUGCAGAAAUGGCCCUACUAUCCUAAGGAUCAUUUGGAAGCAUGGUGUCACAGUGAGAUGUGACAGCGUUUGAGAGCCAGACUGUGGAAUGGGCGCUCCUGAGUUUGACUCCCAGCUGUCGCUCCUGGAAAGUGGCCAUGCUGAUCUUGGUCAAUUGCUUGCCUUCUCUGGUGCCUCAGUUUCCCCAGUCAUGUAACAGGGAUAGUGUGCACUUCAGAAGCUUGCUCAGGGCACCAAAUAACUCUGUGAGCAUAAAGCACUUACAGCCACGUCCAAGGCACCAGCAGACAGAAGUUAAGUGUAACUGUCAUCAGCAUCAGGAGGAGGAGUUUCUUCGCAUCUAGAGGGACCAUCUGCAUUGACUCAGCGCCUGUAGGAACGAAGACAGCGGCCAGACACUGACAAGCCCUUCUACUUCCUUUUUUUGCUAAUUGUAUACAACUUACUUUGAAAGCCGUUUCCAUUCCCUGCACACAGACUCCAGCGGGUGGCCAAAGGGACAUCUCUUCUCGGACAGCUGACCCGGGUCCUCAUGCUGCUGUGGUCACUGCUGGUCAUCUUUGCUCCAGUCGAUGGAAAAUCAGACUGGCUGACCCUCGUGGCGCCCUCUGCCGUCUUUGAAGGGGACAGGAUAGAUCUGACAUGUCAGAAGAAAAACGGGUGGAAAGUCAAGAGGGUGUCAUAUUACAAGGACGGAGAAGAGUUACCGCUUUCAAGUGAAGUCUCCAACUUUUCUAUCCAAAGAGCAGUUUUGAGUGACAGUGGCACUUAUCACUGUGCUGUUGCUCCUGUUUGGCCUCUCUUCCCUUUCCAAAAGGAAAAAACCUCAAGAAGUGUAAGGAUUGAAGUUCAAGAGCUAUUUCCACGCCCUGUGCUCACAGUCAGCCCCUUCCGGGCCAUCGAGGGGAACCCGGUGACGCUGACCUGUGAGACCAAGCUUUCUCCGCAGAGGUCAGAUGCCCAGCUCCAAUUUUGCUUCUUCAGAGGUGGUAGAGCCCUGGGGUCCGGCUGGAGCAGCUCCCCAGAGCUCAGGGUCCCUGCCAUGUGGAGUGGAGACUCAGGGUCCUACUGGUGCGAGGCAGAGACAGUGACUCCCAGCGUCAGAAAACAGAGCCUCCGGUCACAGAUUCACGUGCGGAGAGUGCCUGUCUCUAACGUAAGCUUAGAGAUGCGGGCCCCCAGGGGCCAGGUGAUCGAAGGAAGGAACCUGGUCCUGCUCUGCUCGGUGACCGAAGGCACAGGAAACAUCACAUUUUCCUGGCACAGAGAGGCCACAGGAGCCAGCGUGGGGAAGAAGACCCAGCGUUCCCUGUCGGUGGAGCUGGAGGUCCCAGCUGUGCAGGAGCACGAUGCUGGCCGUUAUUACUGCAGAGCGGACAACGGCCAUGGCCCCAUCCGGAGCAAGGUGCUGAGUAUCCUUGUGAGAAUCCCAGUGUCCUGCCCAAUCCUAUCCAUCACAGCACCCAGAGCCCAGGUCGUGGAGGGGGAUGUGGUGGAGCUUCGCUGCGAGGCCCAGAGGGGCUCUCCCCCCAUCCUGUACCGGUUUUAUCACGAGGACGUCCCCCUGGGGAACAGCUCGGCCCCCUCUGGAGGAGGAGCGUCUUUCAACCUGUCUCUGACCGCAGAGCAUUCUGGAAACUACUCCUGCGAAGCCGACAAUGGUCUCGGGGCCCGGCGCAGCGAGGUGGUGCCACUCAGCCUCUCAGGGACCAGCAGCUACAGAGAAGAACAGGUCACAGACAGAGCUCUCGGGCUGCUGGGUGUCCCUGCUUGUGUUGCUGCUGCUCUGCUGUUUUACUGCAGGUUCCACAAGACACGAGGAAGACACUCUGUCACUAAUGCACUCAGAGAUGUUCCCAGUGCAAAUUCUCAGGCAUCCACCCCCUCCAGCCCAUCCCCAGCCAUCGAGGACCUGCAGCCAGAUUAUGUCAAUGUGGACCCUGGAGAUGGGGAUGUGGCUUAUUCCUUUGUCUGGAGCAUCCAGCUACCAGAAGACGCAGAAAACACCAGAAGGACAAUUCUGGAGAACAAGGACUCCCACGUCAUCUACUCUGGCGUGAAGGAGAUGUAACACUUGGAGGAAUGGGGGGCAGAUCACCAACAAAGAUGGAACAGCACUAAAGGCUAUACAAAACCUUAUAAAGAUGCCCAACCCUCAUGACCUCUCACAGACAGAAUGUGCUCCAGGGGAUGAGCAGGCUGCCAUUUUUGUUAUCAUGUUCUUUCCCAAUGUCUCCUUCUGUUCAUUCAACAUUAGUUGAAGUGUUAUUGUACCCCAGGUACCGUGCAGUGAGAUUAUCUCUGUUACCUGCUCUUAAGGUUCAAUGUUCGAAGAGUUGAGAAAGAGAAAUGAACAAGAGAGACGAGCUUUUGCCUACACCUACUCUGAGAUGAUGUGAACAGAAUCCAUUUCUGGGCUUUGCUUUCUCUUCCAAACUGGGACCUCAUUGUCCUUUGUUUCCACAGACCUCUCAAGUUUUAAAUGAAUUCUCUCUUGC